UCCCUUUGCAUUGUUUUCCAUCACUUUUAUUUGACACUACUUCAGGCACCUGACGGAACUUGGAUCCUAAAAGGAAGUUAUAUUCCGGCCCGGAUUUUUAUGCGCGAUGCCAUGAUAGGGAGAGAGAGAGAGAAACAAAGAAGGAAAGAAGAAGAAUAAGAGCCUACAAUCUCUAGAAGCAGCGGGCUCGAUAUUUAAUUUUAAAGACAUCCUAUGCGCAUUAUCCUUUGAUACUUCCUUUCACCAAUAGUCUUUUAAGAGAUGACCAAGGGUACCAGUUCAUUCGGUAAGCGUCACACCAAGACUCACACUUUGUGUCGUCGUUGUGGCAACCGCUCUUUCCACAAGCAAAAGAAGACUUGCGCUCAAUGUGGUUAUCCUGCUGCCAAGACCAGAUCUUUCAACUGGUCUGAAAAGGGUAAGCGUAGAAAGACUACCGGUACUGGUCGUAUGGCUCACUUGAAGGAUGUCCAACGUCGUUUCAAGAAUGGUUUCCGUGAAGGUAUAAUGCAUAUGACAUAUACAGCUGCAGCUUGUAUUAAUUUCAUUAAAACAUAGGUACUCAAGCCAAGAAGCAAGCCACUGCUUAAUCAUCAUCAUAACAAUAAUAAUAAUAAAAAAACACCAUGAUUUUCAUUAUAAGACAAAGAAAAAAAAA
This is a messenger RNA of Gilbertella persicaria, 658 nucleotides long. RefSeq names its product 60S ribosomal protein L37. The record is from RefSeq and is a predicted model, not a curated record. Bases 262 to 558 code for a protein of 98 amino acids. The transcript is spliced from 3 exons. Gene Ontology annotation, biological process: translation. Lineage: Eukaryota; Fungi; Mucoromycota; Mucoromycetes; Mucorales; Choanephoraceae. Gene Ontology annotation, molecular function: structural constituent of ribosome; RNA binding. Gene Ontology annotation, cellular component: ribosome; cytosolic large ribosomal subunit.